UGGUAGCAAGGCAGAGUACGGGGGAGGAGGCGGAAGUGGCCGGGAGCGCGGAGCCAAGAUGGAUUCCAGAGGAGCUGCUUCUCUGUUGAAAGACAGUAUCCCAAUUACUGAUUUUUCAGCUUCUGGAUCAUUUGAAGGUCAUGAUCUUCUGCGCAGAGGCUUUACAAGUGUGAGAAGUGAGUUGUUGCCCAGCCACCCCCUGGAGUUGUCAGAAAAAAAUUUCCAGUUAAAUCAAGACAAAACAAACUUUGCCACACUGAGAAAUAUUCAAGGACUCCAUGCACCUCUAAAGCUGCAGAUGGAACUCAGAGCAGUGAAACAGGCCCAGCGUCUCCCCUUUCUUCACAGCUCAAACAUGGCAGUGGAUACUCUGAGGGGAAAUGAUGAAUGCAUUGGCUUUGAGGAUAUUCUUAAUGAUCCUUCCCAGAGUGAGGUUAUGGGAGAGCCACACAUGAUGAUGGAAUACAAGCUUGGUUUAUUGUAACAAAAUGUACUCCUCAAACAUUUUGUGCAUGUCUUUAUACUGCAGAUCUAAAUACACAAUUACUAAAUUGACACUCAGUGUUAAGCAGUCAUACAGGUAUCAUUUGCCUUCCUUGAUGAAGAGGCACAUUAAAUGUUUAAAGUCUAUAAAUUGUUCUGUGCUUGUUGUCAAUUAUAUAAAUGUCCUGUAACUAAGUAGUUUAAAUAAUGUCUCUUUGUACACUGCUCAGGACAAUAGCUUCUUAACUAUGGAAAUCCUAUCUAUGUAUACACGAAACCCAGAAAUACCCAUGCAUUUUAAAACUGAUUAUUGUAGGUAAAUGCACUUAAUGGAUGUUCUUGCAGAAGAACUUUUUAAGGGGGGAAAAAAAGGUGUUUUCCAUUGAGUAACUCUGUUCGUGAAAAACUUCCAUACACUUUUUUAAAGUAUUGAAUAAAGGUUUGCUAUAAA
Molecule: messenger RNA, 934 nt
Organism: Cygnus olor (mute swan)
Lineage: Eukaryota; Metazoa; Chordata; Aves; Anseriformes; Anatidae
Gene: POMP
Product: proteasome maturation protein
Exons: 9
Coding region: 59-484 (141 amino acids)
Biological process (GO): proteasome assembly
Cellular component (GO): cytoplasm; nucleus
Source: RefSeq, a predicted model, not a curated record